This is a messenger RNA of Notolabrus celidotus (New Zealand spotty), 2983 nucleotides long. RefSeq names its product gamma-aminobutyric acid type A receptor subunit alpha6a (gene gabra6a). The transcript has 10 exons. Gene Ontology annotation, cellular component: synapse; postsynapse; GABA-A receptor complex. The record is from RefSeq and is a predicted model, not a curated record. Bases 642 to 1973 code for a protein of 443 amino acids. Gene Ontology annotation, biological process: monoatomic ion transmembrane transport; signal transduction; nervous system process. Gene Ontology annotation, molecular function: GABA-A receptor activity; inhibitory extracellular ligand-gated monoatomic ion channel activity; transmitter-gated monoatomic ion channel activity involved in regulation of postsynaptic membrane potential. NCBI's taxonomy places the organism in Eukaryota, Metazoa, Chordata, Actinopteri, Labriformes, Labridae.
AUGGUCUGGUACCAGGAGCCCCAAGACGUCUUACAGGGGACGACCCCGCUUCUCUCCUCGAAGUGCACUGACAUGCUGCGGCUUCACACCGGCUGACUGGUCGGCUGGCCUCAGCUGUUUAAGAUAUAGCCGCUUUUCGGGGCUGGAGUUUAAGACCUUUGAAGUUGUUAUUAUUUUCAGUAUUUGGUGGUUGUUUUCUUUCACCAUGCAGUUUCGCUUCUUCGUGCUUUACCUUAGAGUGCACUUCCUGUUACGCAUAACGUUGUGGCUGCAGCACCAUCUGCUGUAUGAUAAACAGUACAAACAUUUUUCAUCAGAUAUGUGUCCAAUAAUUGUAAGGGCGUUGUAAAAGUCCAGGGUAGAGUUAUGAGUAGCAUGUUUUUUUUCUUUAUAUUCAUAACUUUACUUGGCUUAAAAGGAGACCAAUAGAAUCCAUGGUUUGUCUAAAAAUGGAGUGGAUUUACUAAUCUGUUAAUUAGAUUACUCUUUGUGCCUUAGUGCCUUCUGGUUCCCAUGCAUACCUACAGGACACCAGCAAGGAGCUGCAGCUGAAGACUUUUAUUCCUGCACAACACUGUUGUUUUUUAUCAUGAGCAUCUCAGAAAGUUGACUUCAAACUUGGUGAAAAAAUACUUCCCAGGAUGACUGUCCUGCAAUUAACCGUAGUUACUUUUAUCUGCUGGAUAAGUCUUGGUUAUGGAAAUGAGAAGGUAUUCUCAGACAACAUUACCCGAAUUUUGGACAGACUUCUGGAUGGUUAUGACAACAGACUGCGGCCAGGAUCUGGGGGUGGUGUCACAGAGGUGAAAACAGACAUCUUUGUCACCAGUUUCGGACCUGUUUCAGAUGUGGAGAUGGAGUUCACCAUGGACAUGUUCUUCCGUCAGAUGUGGGUUGAUGAGCGGCUAAAAUUCGAGGGCCCAACUGAGAUCCUGCGUCUAAACAACCGCAUGGUGGACAAGAUUUGGACCCCAGACACUUUCUUCCGAAACUCCAAGAAGUCCAUUUCUCACAACAUGACCACACCAAACAAACUCUUCCGCAUCAUGCAGAACGGGACGGUCCUCUACACCAUGAGACUGACCAUCAGCGCAGAUUGUCCAAUGAAGUUGAUUGACUUUCCAAUGGAUGGCCAUGCAUGUCCUCUCAGAUUUGGAAGCUAUGCUUACACAAGCAGUGAAAUCAUAUUUACUUGGAGGAAGGGGCCAAUAGCAUCCGUAGAUUGUCCCUCGGAGUCCAUAAGCCUUCUGCAGUACGACCUGGUGGGACAGACUUUGUCAAGCGAGAUAUUCAGAUCUAACACAGGUCAGUACUCAGUGCAGGUGGUCCACUUCCACCUCCAGAGGAAGCUGGGCUACUACCUCAUACAGACCUACAUCCCUCUUAUAAUGGUGGUGGUGCUGUCACAAGUCUCGUUUUGGAUUAACAAGGAGUCUGUUCCUGCACGCACAGUCGCUGGGAUCACCACAGUGCUGACCAUGACCACCUUGAGCAUCAGCGCUCGUCAGUCACUUCCCAAAGUAGCCUAUGCCACCGCCAUGGAUUGGUUCAUUGCUGUAUGUUUUGCCUUUGUGGCGUCGGCUCUUAUCGAGUUUGCAGCGGUGAACUACUUCGCCACCCUACAGGCCAACCACCUGAAGAGGAAGAAAGCCAGACAGGAGAAGCUAGAUGUGUUGACCAGCACUACAGAAGAUGGAGAAACCAUUUCGUCUGAUGGCAGCCCUCAGGAAGGUCUGAAGAAGAGGAACCAUUCAAUGGCUCGCAGUGAACCAGAAGCUCCUCAAGUGCCGAUUUUCCUCCAACAGGGCUCAGCUUUUCCUCAAAUACCACAGCUGGCUGGCACCAGCCCCAUAGACAAGUACUCCCGCAUCCUGUUCCCCCUGACCUUUGCCUUGUUCAACGGGUUCUACUGGUACAUCUACCUGGCUAAGGACACCAUGGAAAGGGCCAGAGAUGUGGAUGUUCAAAGCUGAGAGGACCUGGAAAAGGGCACGUGCAGCCGGAGAGACCUUCAGCAUCCAUCCCGCCUCAACUCAUCCUCCUCUCCGUCUCUCUCUCUCUCUCUUUCUCUCUCUCUCUCUCUCUCUCUCUCUCUGUAUGUGAACAAGCUCUCAGCAGUCACUCUGCUCUCAUCCGACAGAGGAAAUGAAUCAGAAACUCAUUUAUUCUCCUGCUGCACAUCUAUUCAUUUCACAGGCUGUGACCACUGCCCACUUGUGUUCUGAUCAGUAGCUGAAGAGCCGCCCUUCACAGGGGGCUUAAAUCACUUUAAAACAUGCCAUAUACACACACAACAACUUCUUAGGUUCCCUGGAUGGAGACACACGACACACAUGAAUAAUACAACCUAUGAAUGACACACACUUCAGACACACAUACAGAACCAGAAACACAUCAAAAAGAAGUAGAUGAUAUAAUCUAUGAUGGCUGUAACUGGUGGUGAUGCAACAGUGAACCAAUGCUUUCAGAAGCCUGCCCUCUACAGAAGCACAGCUCCCACUACAACAAGAUCAAAGGCAAUUUAGAGGAGGCUUGCAUCCCUCCCCAAGGCUUCAGAAAUGUACUCAAACCUGAGAAAAUGAAUCGUGGGGAUUGUGUUUUCCAUCCCACCUUUCUUGCUCUGGCUCCCUGGUGCUCCCUUUGCAUUUUCAGAUCCACUGCAGGUCCCCUGAAAACAUUGCAGGGGACAGAAGGAUUUAAUUCACAUGGGUGCUGAUGAUCUUAAUUUUCUAUUUUUGUACAGAUGGUGGAUGAUGUCUGGGCACAGAUCUCUGUUUUUAAAGUAUUUACUUGUUUUGGAUGAAUUCUCUUUUCAGGCUUUUAACAUGUCCAGUAGCAUGAAAACAGAGAAAUAAACUUGAUGUUAACUUGACAUUUUGGUCACUUUAACCCUUUAGUGCAUCCUGUUGUUUGACCUUGUCAGCACACACACAAACUCAUCUGUCAUGUGAUUAUCACAAAAAUAAAACAUGCUUCAAAUUCA